Guillardia theta CCMP2712 is the source of this 258-nucleotide messenger RNA. RefSeq lists its product as hypothetical. Lineage: Eukaryota; Cryptophyceae; Pyrenomonadales; Geminigeraceae. Bases 1 to 258 code for a protein of 85 amino acids. The record is from RefSeq and is a predicted model, not a curated record. The transcript is spliced from 5 exons.
AUGAUUGGUAAAUGGUGGAAGAAAAAUGUCAUCGAUGUGGUCCAUGGAGCUGCGUAUUCAGGGAGGUUUGCGAUCCACGACAAGAACACGCUGAGGCUGGUCAAGGGCAUGUACUUCAGUGUGACGUUGCUAGCGGGGAUAUGGCUAAUGUCACAAGUGAAUGAAGGAGGGCAGUGGCACAAGAAUGCGAAAGAAGCAGCUCUAGAUAUGAAGGAGAGGUAUGAGAGGGAGCAGAGAGCGAAGCAGGACCCGGCAUGA